Molecule: messenger RNA, 645 nt
Organism: Beta vulgaris subsp. vulgaris (sugar beet)
Lineage: Eukaryota; Viridiplantae; Streptophyta; Magnoliopsida; Caryophyllales; Amaranthaceae
Exons: 1
Coding region: 80-559 (159 amino acids)
Source: RefSeq, a predicted model, not a curated record
ACCAAUGUCCACAUGAUCCAUCCAUACAAAUUCCACACUAUCUUUCCAAACAGAAGCAAACCCAUCAGAAACAACAGAAAUGGCUACCAAACUACUCUUUAAUCCAUCCUAUCUAAAACCCACAACUCCAAAAGCAUCAUCAUCACCCCUCUUCAAACACCAACCAACCAUUCAUACAACUUUAACCUUCUUCAGACUACACCAAACUCCAACCACUGCACUUGGGCAAACUGUGAGGCGGCUGCCACUGCCAGUGGUGGCUGCAUUUUCAGCAAUGCAGCCACUCGACUUGACGGAGGAAAACAUCGACAAGGUUCUAGCUGAUGCCCGCGUUGAGCUGGCUCAGCUCUUUGAUACGUCAGUGGGUAUAACAGGUCAAGUUGAGCUAGCAGAGUUAGAUGGUCCAUUUGUGAAGAUCAGAUUAAGAGGGAAGUUCUGGCAUAUGAGAAGUACAGUUGUUGCUAGGCUUGAAAAUUACUUGAAACAGAGGAUUCCUGAGAUUUUAGAGGUUGAUAUUGAAGAUGAGAAGCAAUUGGAUGAUAGUCCUGCCAAUUUUUAAUGUAAUAGUUGAUUACUACAUAGUCCAUUGUUAACGAGUAUUAUUGAUAUGUUUGUGCAUAAAUUUGAGUAUGGUACUUCGGUUUC